Messenger RNA from Fragaria vesca subsp. vesca, 809 nucleotides. RefSeq lists its product as uncharacterized. NCBI's taxonomy places the organism in Eukaryota, Viridiplantae, Streptophyta, Magnoliopsida, Rosales, Rosaceae. Gene Ontology annotation, cellular component: endomembrane system. The transcript has 7 exons. The record is from RefSeq and is a predicted model, not a curated record. Bases 374 to 751 code for a protein of 125 amino acids. Gene Ontology annotation, molecular function: 1-acylglycerol-3-phosphate O-acyltransferase activity.
AGACAUCAGCAAGAUACAGUCCGGUCAUAGGAUGGUCAAUGUGGAUUUCAGAAUAUGUUUCUUCAAGAAGUUGUGUCCAUGAUGCGAGUAAACUCAAGAGAGAACGGGUUUUGUUCAGGGUGAUCUUCUAGCAGCCCAGAGGCUUCCUGUCCCUAGCAAGGUUUUGAGUUCUGAUACUAAGGAUUUAGUUUAUGCAGUAAGACGUGCUUACUCUGCUGUUCCAUCCAUUUAUAUCAUAACAGUUGCUAUUCCUAGAACAUCACCUCCACCCACACUUGAAAGUGUAAUUAAAGGGGGACAUUCUGUGGUGCAUGUGUACAUCAAGCGCCAUAUCACUAAAAAAUGUCUUCAAACUGAUGACGCUGUGGAAAAUAUGUGCACAGAAAUACUGGCAGCCAAGGAUGCAUUAUUGAACGAACGUAUAGCAGAACACAGUUUUGGCGAUAAAGGAUUCCAAGCUAUUGGUCGGCCACUAAUGUGUUUCUUGGUUGUUAUAUCUUCAAUUUUGUUGUGGGCUCUAAAGCUCAACUUUGUCUGCCGUUCUAGACUGCUUGUAUCGAGUGUUGCCUUCUUUACUGGCCGGAUGCUUGAUGUGUUUGGCUUUGGAGUGCUUUCGAUGUUGCAGUGUUUAAUGGGAGCUGCUAUAGCAAACAUUACUUGGUUGGAUCACCUUAAGCCCAUCUGUGACGUGUUGAUUCCUAUUGUUUGCGAAUCGAUCUCGGUUUGCCCUUUUGGUACAAUAGAUUGGUGACGUACGAUCCAGUUUUAAUAGACUUCUGUAUAUAAUGUCUGAAAUUAUGACUGGCUUG